AUGUGGUCUAUCGGUGACGAAAACGCACCUUUAAUCGCGGAUAUCGUAUAUCAAUAUCUGUUGGAAGAGAGAAAGCGACCGAGUUCCGAGAUAGAGGCGCUUAGCUCAGCUGCGUAUACACUUCAUCAUGCAGUUAGAUGUCUUCGCGCGAAGGUGGGGGAGUCUGCGUUUGUGAAGUGGGUUCCAUUGGUCCACAUAGGUGUAUGA
This is a messenger RNA of Stereum hirsutum FP-91666 SS1, 207 nucleotides long. RefSeq lists its product as uncharacterized. The record is from RefSeq and is a predicted model, not a curated record. NCBI's taxonomy places the organism in Eukaryota, Fungi, Basidiomycota, Agaricomycetes, Russulales, Stereaceae. The transcript has a single exon. Bases 1 to 207 code for a protein of 68 amino acids.